This is a messenger RNA of Orcinus orca (killer whale), 1934 nucleotides long. RefSeq lists its product as uncharacterized. Bases 1 to 1245 code for a protein of 414 amino acids. The record is from RefSeq and is a predicted model, not a curated record. The transcript has 6 exons. NCBI's taxonomy places the organism in Eukaryota, Metazoa, Chordata, Mammalia, Artiodactyla, Delphinidae.
AUGUCAGGAGCAGCCUUCUCUGAUGUUAACCAGCACCUCCCAGAGCAGCGGGUAAGCAGGUGGGGUGCACCACAGGUGCCCCGUGCGAGGAGAGGGGGUGAGCUGGGUUAUCGCCCUCAGUCCCACUGUCCAGUGUGCAGCGAGCUGCAGCACCCACCUGCCCAAGCAGGAAGCAGCGGAAGUACAGAGUUUACCACACCCCCUUCAGGCUGGCCUGCUUUAAACGGGGCCUUUCAACAAGAUGCGACACCUAAUCCAUCGCACCAGCUGCGGCAGAGCUUCUGGGGCCAAAAGACCAUUGACAAAGAGGCUGCUAGAAAUGUAUGUGGCAAUUUGGUGACCUGGUCCUCCCGACGCCACAUCCCGCUGAAGCUGCAUGACAAGGUAGAAGCAGCUCCGGGUCUCGGCCAAGGGCAGCCCUGGGCCUGGGUGGGGCCCGGCGGGGGCCGCAGGCGCCGAGUGGCCUUGCCAAGCCCCGCCAGCGAGAACCAGGGGAGGCUGCGAUACUGCUGCAUUGUGCUGCAUCACGGCGAGGGCACCCCCUGGGAGAGCGGGGACGGCAGGGAGGGCGGGGGGCGGGCGCGAGGAUGGGCGGGGGUGGGGGCGCCGGGACGCCGCCUCCGUUUCAGCUGCAGCGCGGCGCCGCCGGGACCACGCCUGGCCGCAUCCCCCGUACCGUUACGCGCAGAGCCCGGCCCUGUCAACACCGCUCCCGCUCGCCACCAGCCGGGGCUAGAGAGAGGGCACCCGAAAAUACACCCUCCCGUCUGCCCACUUCGCAACCACCCCCGCGCCGGGGGCCGCUGCGCCCGGCUGGAGGGAGGAGGCGGCGGAGGCGGGGAAGGAAUCGGCCCCAAUGCGUCCAGGGAUGAGGCUGGGCGGCCGCGGUGCGCACGGCUGCUCUGCGACCGCCUCACUGCGGAGCCCACCGCCCGCCGCCCCCCGCCCCGCACAGCCCGCGUACUCAGAAGCCACUGGAGACCCGGCUCCCCGCGACGCCACUGCCCGGGCUGUACAGCUUCCCCGCCCCCACCCCGCUCCCCGGGCGCAGGGCAAAGGCGGGACAGCCGCGUCCUCCCGGCCUGGGCCCGCGCCCCUCCUCCCGCCGCCCAGGAGCCAGCCCGGGAGACAGCCCCAGUUCUGCCCAGCCUGAUGAAGACCGGUGGUGACCUCUCCAUGGGAAACCUGGGCGAUGGAGGGAAGGCGGUUGUUCCUCGGCGAAGUCAAGAUUUUCCUCCUUUAUGAGUGAUUUUUCACCCUUUCCCUCGGGGUAGCUGGUAAUAGGCCCUACAAGUGGUUCGCGCAACUCUUGCCUCUCUCGCCCUAACGCCGGCUCACUUUAGCCUGAUUCGGGUGCCCUUCCCGAGCCACUCCUAGGAAGUGGGGACGCGAUGGCCUGAGGGCUUGAGUUCUCCCCCUACCUAUGUACCGUGAGAUGCACACGGGACGUUUCCUGGAGACUUGGCAAGUGCUAGAGCCGAUUCUCAACCAGCUUGCCUACCCUGGCAAUACCCGAAGCUAUGUAGAAAUUCUGGAACUGCCACUGUUGAGGAGAAAAGAUGGUGUCAUCACCAGGACCACGAAUAGAAACGCUCUUUUAAACAGCCUGGAGAAACUGACUUUCUCCGUGCUCUGUAAGUGCCCAAAGCGGCACUGUAAGCCUUCAGAGGGAAGAGGGGCCUUCUCCGUUGUUAAAAAAAAAAAAGCCCUAAGGCUUUUCUCCUAAAGAUCUGACCCUCAAUACCUGAAUAAAAAUUUUUUCAAAAAAUAAAUAAUGAUGAUGAUAAUAGUCAAAUAGCUAGGAUCGUGCUUAUGUCUCAAAUCAGUAGACAUGAUGGAUUUAUAUUUUUGUAUGUAUUUUUCAUGAAUAGUUUAAAAUAAAACUAAACAAAAUCGUCUCCGCAAAGUGAAGAUGAUUCUUCCUUUUAGGCUUU